ACGGGAAUGUGCCUUGCCUACUUUCCACGGUAUUUUUACAAUUCCACAUCUAAGGAGUGUGAAUUUUUUGUUUUUGGAGGAUGUGGUGGCAAUGAAAACAGGUUUGAUAACAUCACGGCAUGCCAAACUGAAUGCCAAGUAGGGUACACGUCGGGACCGUGCCUUGCCUACUUUCCUCGGUAUUUUUACAACUCCAUAUCUGGGGAGUGUGAACAGUUUAUUUAUGGAGGAUGUGGCGGCAACAAAAACAGGUUUGAAACCACCACGGCUUGCCAAAUUGCUUGCCAAGGAGGGUACAAGGCCUAA
Candidula unifasciata is the source of this 306-nucleotide messenger RNA. The record is from the annotation of a GenBank genome assembly. Lineage: Eukaryota; Metazoa; Mollusca; Gastropoda; Stylommatophora; Geomitridae.